Molecule: messenger RNA, 4717 nt
Organism: Cebus imitator (Panamanian white-faced capuchin)
Lineage: Eukaryota; Metazoa; Chordata; Mammalia; Primates; Cebidae
Gene: GTF3C4
Product: general transcription factor IIIC subunit 4
Exons: 5
Coding region: 273-2753 (826 amino acids)
Biological process (GO): transcription initiation at RNA polymerase III promoter
Cellular component (GO): transcription factor TFIIIC complex
Molecular function (GO): protein binding; histone acetyltransferase activity
Source: RefSeq, a predicted model, not a curated record
GAGCUCAAUCCCUGGGCAAGGGAAAGGGGAUGCUCGGGGCUCCCGGCUCGCGGCCGUUUUCUGGACAGGCAGCUCCUCGGACACCUGGCAGGGCCGCGUUGCCUGGCAACGGUGGGGUCCUUCUUGGCUCGGCGGCGCUCCGGGCCUGAGGGUAGAAAACCGCCGCGGAGGGCGCUGGGGGUGGGGGUGGUGGCGUUGGUGCGGGAGGUGGCCGCGUGACGGCUACGCGGGCUUGGAGCGCCUGGGCGUCCGAUCUCUGCACCUGAGAGAAGAUGGACACGGCGGACCAGACCCUAGUGGGGCCCGCGGAUGAUGGGCCUGCGCCGCCCGAAGAGGAGGAGGGAGAGGGGGGCGGCGAGGCGGGCAGCGAGGCGGGCGGGAAGGAGCCGGCAGCGGACGCGGCCCCGGGGCCCAGCGCUGCAUUCCGCCUCAUGGUGACCCGGCGGGAGCCGGCCGUGAAGCUGCAGUAUGCGGUGAGCGGUCUGGAACCGCUGGCUUGGUCCGAGGACCACCGCGUGUCAGUGUCCACGGCCCGCAGCAUCGCGGUGCUGGAGCUCAUCUGCGACGUGCACAACCCGGGCCAGGACCUGGUUAUCCACCGCACCUCGGUGCCUGCCCCUCUCAAUAGCUGUCUCCUCAAAGUUGGCUCAAAAACAGAAGUUGCUGAGUGCAAGGAGAAAUUCGCCGCCUCCAAGGACCCCACGGUCAGUCAGACUUUCAUGUUGGAUAGGGUGUUCAACCCUGAGGGGAAGGCUUUACCACCAAUGAGAGGCUUCAAGUACACCAGCUGGUCUCCCAUGGGUUGUGAUGCUAAUGGCAGGUGCCUCUUGGCAGCACUGACCAUGGACAAUCGCCUGACCAUCCAGGCGAAUCUCAACAGACUGCAGUGGGUCCAGCUGGUUGACCUGACUGAGAUCUACGGAGAACGUCUUUAUGAGACCAGUUACAGGCUCUCUAAAAGUGAGGCCCCAGAAGGAAAUCUCGGGGAUUUUGCUGAGUUUCAGAGGAGACACAGCAUGCAGACCCCAGUCAGAAUGGAGUGGUCAGGCAUCUGUACCACUCAGCAGGUCAAGCAUAACAACGAAUGCCGGGACGUCGGCAGUGUGCUCCUGGCCGUCCUCUUUGAAAACGGUAACAUCGCCGUGUGGCAGUUUCAGCUGCCAUUUGUCGGAAAAGAAUCCAUCUCUUCAUGCAAUACGAUUGAGUCAGGAAUCACCUCUCCCAGUGUAUUGUUUUGGUGGGAAUAUGAGCACAAUAAUCGAAAGAUGAGUGGCCUUAUUGUGGGGAGUGCUUUCGGACCUGUAAAAAUUCUUCCUGUCAAUCUCAAAGCAGUCAAAGGCUAUUUCACUUUAAGGCAGCCUGUUAUCUUGUGGAAAGAAAUGGACCAGUUGCCUGUGCACAGCAUCAAAUGUGUGCCACUUUAUCACCCUUACCAGAAGUGUAGUUGCAGCCUAGUAGUAGCUGCAAGAGGCUCCUACGUAUUUUGGUGUCUUCUUCUGAUCUCCAAAGCAGGGCUGAAUGUUCACAAUUCCCACGUGACGGGCCUCCACUCACUGCCUAUUGUCUCCAUGACUGCAGACAAACAGAAUGGAACGGUCUAUACUUGCUCGAGUGACGGAAAAGUGAGGCAGCUGAUUCCCAUUUUCACGGAUGUUGCGUUAAAGUUUGAACACCAGUUGAUUAAACUCUCAGAUGUGUUUGGCUCAGUGAGGACUCAUGGGAUAGCAGUGAGCCCCUGUGGUGCGUACCUGGCCAUCAUUACCACCGAGGGCAUGGUCAACGGCCUCCACCCUGUUAACAAAAACUACCAGGUCCAGUUUGUUACUCUCAAAACCUUUGAAGAGGCAGCUGCUCAGCUCCUGGAAUCUUCUGUUCAAAACCUUUUUAAGCAGGUAGAUUUAAUAGACCUCGUACGCUGGAAGAUUUUAAAAGAUAAACAUAUCCCUCAAUUUUUACAAGAAGCCUUGGAAAAAAAGAUUGAAAGCAGUGGAGUCACCUACUUUUGGCGUUUUAAGCUUUUCCUCCUGAGGAUUUUAUAUCAGUCAAUGCAGAAAACCCCUUCAGAAGCCUUAUGGAAACCCACCCAGGAGGACUCAAAAAUCUUACUAGUAGAUUCACCUGGAAUGGGCAAUCCUGAGGAUGAACAGCAGGAAGAAGGCACUUCUUCCAAACCGGUGGUGAAGCAAGGCCUGCAGGAGAGGAGUAAGGAAGGAGAUGGAGAGGAGCCCGCGGAUGACUCACUCGCUCAGACUGGAGAUGCCGGAGGCCGUGAGCCAAUGGAAGAGAAACUCCUGGAAAUCCAAGGGAAAAUUGAAGCCGUGGAGAUGCACUUGACCAGGGAACACAUGAAGCGAGUCUUAGGAGAGGUGUAUCUGCACACCUGGAUCACGGAAAACACUAGCAUCCCCACCCGAGGACUCUGUAACUUUUUAAUGUCUGAUGAAGAGUAUGAUGACAGAACAGCACGGGUGCUGAUUGGACAUAUCUCAAAGAAGAUGAACAAACAAACUUUCCCUGAGCACUGUAGUUUGUGUAAAGAGAUCUUGCCAUUCACAGAUCGCAAACAGGCAGUCUGUUCCAAUGGCCACAUUUGGCUCCGGUGCUUCUUAACCUACCAGUCCUGCCAGAGUUUGAUAUAUAGAAGGUGUUUGCUCCAUGACAGCAUUGCCCGGCAUCCAGCUCCAGAAGAUCCCGACUGGAUUAAGAGAUUACUGCAAAGCCCCUGCCCUUUCUGUGACUCUCCUGUCUUCUAAAUAAUCAGUGACGGAAAGAUGGAAGGACAUAAUGAACUCUGCCAUAGGAAACUUCAGCCUGAAGAGAAGGAUGUGCUGGAGGAAGCCUGACCCUCAUGAGUGGAGAGAAGCCCUUGGUGACUGUGAAGAGCCCCUGCAGCUCAUUUCUGAAGGGCACUCUCAUCUCCAGGGACUCAAGGAUGUCCUUUGAAAUGGCUGAACUCAGAGAGUUGGAGUCGUUUUGAGAUGAGCAUUAGCCCCGGCUUUGUGACCAAUGAGGAACAUUUAUUUUUAAAUAUCUUGACGGACACAACUUGAACACAACGUCCCGUCAUUUCUAGGAACAGAAUGGUCUCUUCUAGAGAGUUUGGAUAAGGACCUUGCUGGGUUGAGUUAGGUUUUAAUCUUUGCUUUGGUCUGGAAUUGCCUUCUGGCUCCAGAACUUAAAUUGCUUGGUCCAUGGCAUCUGAUGUACCAACAGAGAUUAAAAGUAUAUAAAGCAAUGCAUGGGCAGGUGUUUUGUUCUCGGAAAAUAGCUGCCGAUAUGCAUCCUUCCAUUCUUGUUUUUCAUGCAUAUGAAAAACAUUUUUUUAAAACUCUAUAUUCUUAGUUGAAGCCAAGACUAAAGUUUACUGUGUCAAAUGAUCUGGUGACUAUUAUAAUUAAUAAUUGUGACAUUUUUCAUUCUCUCCUGUGUCAUCAGGUUUCCUGACCCAACUCCUUAACCUGUAUAAAGAUGUCAAAUACUGGAGUUCACCCACAUCACAGCCCUGCUUCAGACUUAACUGUGGUAGCCUAGAUGAGCUGUUUGUACACAGAGGAAAAAACAUACCUUCCUCUUUUAGUAAUAAUUACAACUUUUAGUAUUUUUAAUGGUGACAUUUCUGGAUGUUUCAUUUAGUAUCCAGGGGUCUAUCUAGAGACUUCUAGAGAGGGACAGCUCAGAAGUGAGACCCUUGAGCUCUGGUGCUGUAAGCUGUACAGUUCAGCUGAACAGAGCCUAGGAAUUUCUUUCCUCUGCACAGUUCCUUGAUAUAUAGAAUCCAGGUUCUGCCCCCCGACCCCACCCCCACCCCCAGUGGUCUGUUAAGAUGUCCCAGACAUCAAUUUGAUUGAUCACGCAAUCAAAACCUAAAAGAUUCUGGAAUUAGUGUUCUUGGAUUCUGAAACGUCCGGCGGGGGUUGGUGCUAAUCAACAGGACUGCAGUGUACACACCUUGAAAUGGUACAUUUUUCUGGAAAGUUGGAUAGGACAUGUAAAAUAUGAGAUUCUUAUUUCUUGCAAUCUUUUUUGUCUUUAAUAUAAUUCCCUGCUUUUAUUUUGUAUCCUUAAUGAAAGACAUUUUGUCCACACUUCUUUAGAAAUAACAUUGAGGCCAGGCACCUGUAAUCCCAGCACUUUGGGAGGCUGAGGCGGACAGGUCACUUGAGGCUGGGAGUUCAAGACCAGGUUGGGCAAUGUGGCGAAAUACUAAAAAUACAAGUUAGCCUGGCAUGUUGGCGCAUGCUUGUAAUCCCAGCUACUGAGGAGCUGAGGCAGGAGAAUCACUUGAACCCAGGAGGCAGAAACUGCACUCAGCCGAGAUGGUACCACUGCACUACAGCCUGGGCAAAGCUGGAGAUUCUGCCUCAAAAAAAAGGAAACGCUGACACGUGGAUGACACGGCAACCUCCCCUCCAACCCCCCCAUUGACAAGUAGUGGAGACAAGGGCCCUUGGAGGCACUUCCAAACAGUCUGCUCUAAAAUGUCUUCUGUUUCUAUUCAAAUUGCUGUUUUGUCUCCUAUGUUGAAUCAUGUAUUUGCUAUUAUCUUCUGCUUAUUUUUCUCCUUUUGGUAAUUUCAAGAAGACUGUUUAUUCACUAUUGAUUUUCAAGAAAGAAACUAAGCAGCAUUGAAAUCAUGAGUAAAAAUUCAGAACAUUGUAUGAAGUCAUUUGUGUCUGCAGCUGUUUUUUUCUCUUUACAAUAAAUAAGAGUAAAAAUU